UGUGGCUGCUGUGGUGCCCUACGUCCCAGGUACAAAAGGCUGGUUGACAACAUCUUCCCUGAGGAUCCCGAGGAUGGCCUGGUGAAGACCAACAUGGAGAAGCUAACCUUCUACGCCCUCUCAGCUCCAGAGAAACUGGAUCGUAUUGGUGCCUACCUGUCCGAGAGGCUCAUCCGUGAUGUGGGUCGUCAUCGAUAUGGGUAUGUGUGCAUUGCCAUGGAGGCGCUAGACCAGCUGCUCAUGGCCUGCCACUGCCAGAGCAUCAACCUCUUCGUGGAGAGUUUCCUCAAGAUGGUGGCCAAGCUGCUGGAGUCGGAGAAGCCCAACCUGCAGAUCCUCGGCACCAACUCGUUUGUGAAGUUUGCCAACAUUGAGGAGGACACUCCAUCCUAUCAUCGAAGCUAUGACUUCUUUGUGUCCAGAUUCAGUGAAAUGUGUCACUCGAGCCACGACGACUUGGAAAUCAAGACAAAAAUUCGAAUGUCGGGCAUCAAAGGUCUGCAAGGGGUGGUAAGGAAGACAGUGAAUGAUGAAUUGCAGGCCAACAUCUGGGACCCACAGCACAUGGACAAGAUCGUCCCAUCACUGCUUUUCAACCUGCAACACGUAGAGGAAGCCGAGAGCCGGUCUCCCUCACCCCUCCAAGCACCCGAGAAGGAAAAGGAGAACCCAGCAGAGCUGGCUGAGAGGUGCCUUCGGGAGCUGCUGGGCCGGGCUGCCUUUGGCAACAUCAAAAACGCUAUAAAGCCUGUUCUCAUCCAUCUGGACAACCAUUCUCUUUGGGAACCCAAGGUGUUCGCCAUCCGUUGCUUUAAAAUCAUCAUGUACUCAAUUCAGCCGCAGCACUCCCACCUGGUUAUCCAGCAGCUCCUGAGCCACCUGGACGCCAACAGCCGCAGCGCCGCGACUGUGCGCGCCGGCAUCGUGGAGGUUUUGUCGGAAGCUGCAGUCAUCGCCGCCACCGGCUCAGUGGGGCCCACGGUGCUGGAGAUGUUCAACACGCUGCUGAGGCAGCUGCGGCUCAGCAUCGACUACGCCUUGACGGGGAGCUACGACGGGGCCGCCAGCCUCGGCACCAAGAUCAUCAAGGAGCACGAGGAGCGCAUGUUCCAGGAGGCGGUCAUCAAGACCAUCGGCUCCUUUGCCAGCACGCUGCCCACUUACCAGCGCUCCGAAGUGAUCCUGUUCAUCAUGAGCAAGGUCCCGCUGCCUUCCCUGCACCACCCUGUGGAGACCGGGCGGACCGGGGAGAACAGGAACCGUCUGACCCAGAUUAUGCUGCUGAAAUCCCUCCUUCAGGUAUCCACAGGUUUCCAGUGCAGCAACAUGAUGUCAGCCCUGCCCAGCAACUUCCUAGAUCGCCUUCUCUCCACCGCCCUCAUGGAGGAUGCAGAAAUCCGUCUCUUCGUUCUAGAGAUUCUCAUCAGCUUCAUUGAUCGUCAUGGCAACCGCCACAAGUUCUCUACCAUCAGUACCCUUAGUGACAUCUCUGUCCUGAAGCUGAAAGUGGACAAGUGCUCUCGGCAGGACACUGUCUUCAUGAAGAAGCUCUACAGACACAUCUACCUGAGCUGCAAGGAGGAAACGAACAUGCAGACACACUACGAGGCACUCUACGGCUUGCUGGCACUCCUCAGCAUUGAGCUGGCCAAUGAGGAGGUGGUGGUGGACCUCAUCCGCCUGGUGCUGGCUGUUCAGGACGUGGCCCAGGUCAAUGAAGAGAACUUGCCCGUGUACAACCGCUGUGCCCUCUACGCUCUGGGCGCCGCCUACCUGAACCUCAUCAGCCAGCUCACAACGGUGCCUGCCUUCUGCCAGCACAUCCAUGAGGUGAUAGAGACCAGGAAGAAAGAGGCUCCAUACAUGCUCCCUGAGGAUGUGUUUGUAGAGAAACCCAGGCUGUCUGCAAACCUUGAUGGAGUGGUGAUUGAGUUCCUCUUCCGCCAGAGCAAGAUCAGUGAAGUCCUGGGGGGCAGUGGCUACAAUUCAGACAGGCUCUGCCUGCCCUACAUCCCUCAGCUGACAGAUGAGGAUCGCUUAUCCAAGAGGAGGAGCAUUGGGGAGACCAUCUCCCUGCAGGUGGAGGUGGAAUCGAGGAAUAGCCCAGAGAAGGAGGAGCGAGUGCCUGCCGAGGAGAUCACCUAUGAGACGCUGAAGAAGGCUAUUGUGGACAGUGUAGCGGUCGAGGAGCAGGAACGUGAGCGGCGGCGACAGGUGGUGGAGAAGUUCCAGAAGGCACCUUUUGAGGAGAUUGCAGCACACUGUGGGGCCCGGGCGUCACUGCUCCAGAGCAAACUCAAUCAGAUCUUUGAAAUCACCAUCCGGCCUCCCCCAAGCCCAUCCGGAACCAUCACCGCAGCCUACGGUCAGCCGCAGAACCACUCCAUCCCCGUCUACGAGAUGAAGUUUCCCGAUCUGUGCGUCUACUGAAUUCCAAGAGACAGAGCUCCUCGGGGUGAUGGGGUCUGAGGGAGAGCUCACCCUCACACCCACCCUACCACAUGGAAAUCUAGCUGGGAUCCUGAGAAAAAGUCACCUUGGAUGGCAGCACCUCCCCAGCUAAGCAAAGGUGGAAACUCUCUGGUCCUUCUUGCCUUCCUACCUCCUCCUUGUCUUCCCUGAGGGAGAUCCAGACACCUGCCCCUCUGGGGCCUUUGUCUUCUCUUUCAUGUCAGCCAGGGGCAGAAAAUCGUGAGGGUGUCUUCCGAGAGAAGCCGAGGGGUGGAGAAGCCCCUGCUUGGGGUGUUGAGAGAAGGGUUCCCACUGGGGAUACAUCUGUGGGACAUAUCUGCCACUCCCCAGAGGAGGGAACUGUAUGGAGACUUGGUGGGUCAAAGGAAGCCAUAGAGACACUCAGGAGGAACCAAGGACGCUUCUCCUGGAGAGGAGUGAGGGUGGAGCGCUGGGGAGCACUCCCGUCCCUCCUCCCCACCCAAGUCUUUGCUGUGUCCCCCACUCCCUUGCUUACCACCCCUCAGCUGUUUCUUUCUACUAUUGAUGAACAUGGGACCCUUAUAACAGAGGCUGGGGCAGACACCACAGGGGGCCACAAAGGGUGGGAUGCAGGGCAGGCAGAUGGCUGGGCAGCAGGUGUCAGUGGGGACAGCAUCUUCUCAUCUCCUUUGUUCAGAGGGAGCUGGUGUUGGCCUCCUGUGGUUCUGACUUCUGGAUAUUUUUUGGAGUUGGGUUCUUUCUCUUUAAUGACUUUCUUCUGAGGGUCUCAAGGUGUUCCUAGAACAUCUGGGUUGAGGAAGGCAGAACAAGAUAAUCUGGUUCCAGAUGACUCAGAAAGGGGGAGCAGCUGUAGAGCCCCAGGCCUGCCCACGUCACCUCCUGUGGAAGAGGCUCCCAGCCUGGUCCGGGGGCAGGGGAGAGUGGGAUGAGUGGCAUUUGGGGGCUCAAGGAUAUGGCAGAAGUCAACCUUCUAGAUGUUCUAUUUGAGGAAAGAAGGAUCCAGCACCUAAUAUUGGAAUGAUUUCACUCUCUGGACAAAGUCUGGGAUGUGGGUGCCACCUGGCAAUGUUUGUGACAUGGGAGAGACCGUGAAGCCCCCUUUGAGUUCUGGGUUUCUGUUUUCCCUGUGUGCUGUCUGCACAACUCUGUGCAACUGGAGUACGCAGGGAGGAGCUGACAUAGAGCUGCAAAGGAAGCCUUUUGCUGCCCUCCCUCCUAAUUCCCCUCCUAACCCUCCCUGGGCACUUUGUGCCUCCUGGGAGUCCCUGGCAAAGCCUCACCUGGGCCUCCUCCUGAGGCAGCACCCUAUGGUCCAAGCUCUUUUCUUCUCUUCCAUUCAAACUUCCCAUAACUUUUCUGAGCCAAUACAACUCACAGGAAGGUUUGAAUAGUCAAAUUAUUCUCCCUGGAGAGUUUGCUUUUUAAAAAGGGCAAGAGUGCCAGGCUCGGUGGCUCAGCCUGUAAUCC
This is a messenger RNA of Carlito syrichta (Philippine tarsier), 3921 nucleotides long. RefSeq names its product EFR3 homolog B (gene EFR3B). Gene Ontology annotation, cellular component: plasma membrane. The record is from RefSeq and is a predicted model, not a curated record. Lineage: Eukaryota; Metazoa; Chordata; Mammalia; Primates; Tarsiidae. Gene Ontology annotation, biological process: protein localization to plasma membrane. The transcript is spliced from 22 exons. The coding region runs from base 94 to 2430 and encodes 778 amino acids.